UCUCUGUGACGUCAGGUUCCUUUGUGAUGGUGGCCACCGGGUGCAGAUGGGGAGGGAAGGCUGAGUGUGGGCCACGCGGCUCGCGGAUCACGCUGUGUCUGUGAGGCACGGCUGGGAGGCUUGAGGGCCGAGGGCCUAGGUGGCUGCGUGGCGAUUGGGGCGUCCUCGAGCUGUGUCGUAGGUCAGGAUGCGGCGGAGUGCCCGCCGCGGCUCGGAUACGACCCCGCAGGAGCACAGGCUCAGCCUGUACAGCGAGAACAGCGACAGCUCAGACAGCGUCCCCUCGCGGGACAGCAGCGGGCACUGGUUUCCUGGGCAGGGGCCCGGGGAGCCUGAGGGCAGAAGGGACCGGGUCUCGAGCUGCAGAGAGCUCGCCUUGCGCCCCAGAUUGCCCAGAGGAAGCCCAAGGGCUGGAAGCUCCCGGCAGGAGGCUGCGCCUGGGAACCACAACCUGGAGACCGCGUGUGGCGCGGCAACCGUGAGGGGCGGGGCCUCGGAGCCCAUGGCUGCGUCUCCCGCAGUCUCUGAGGAGCAGCGGAGCCUUCUCGCGAUCCUGGAUCUGAGGCGGGAGACGCCUGCUCUGCGAACGACCAAGAGCUUCCUGAGCCUCCUCUUCCAGGUGCCGAGAGUGCUGUUGUUGCUGGUCCGGGACGCGCUGCUCGGUGUGUGCAGGGAGGUCUGCUCAGUCCGCUUCCUGUUCGCUGCGUCGCUGCUGAGCGUCUUUCUAGCCGCACUCUCUUGGUGUCUCCUGCACCUGCUCCCUCCUUUGGAGAAUGAACCUAAGGCGAUGCUGUCUCCCAGCGAGUACCAGGAGCGGGUGCGCUCCCAUGGGCAGCAGCUGCAGCAGCUUCAGGCCGAGUUAAAUAAACUCCGCCAGGAGGUGGCCCGAGUUCGCGCGGCCCACAGUGAGAGAGUGGCCAAGCUUGUGUUCCAGCGGCUGAAUGAGGACUUUGUGCAGAAACCAGACUAUGCCCUGAGCUCCAUAGGUGCCUCCAUUGACCUAGAGAAGACAUCCCAGGACUACGAAGACACAAACACAUCUUAUUUCUGGAAUCAUUUCAGCUUUUGGAGCUAUGCACGGCCACCUACAGUCAUCCUGGAGCCAGACGUAUUCCCUGGAAAUUGCUGGGCUUUUGAGGGAGACCAGGGCCAGGUCGUGAUCCGGUUGGCGGGUCAUGUGCAGCUGAGCGACAUCACUCUGCAGCAUCCCCCACCUAGAGUGGCACACACUGGGGAUGCCAGCAGUGCUCCCCGAGAUUUUGCAGUCUUUGGUCUCCAGGUUGAUGAUAAGACUGAAGUUUUCUUGGGGAGGUUCACCUUUGACGUGAAGAAAUCUGCGAUUCAGACUUUCCACCUACAGAAUGACUCUCCAUCUGCCUUUCCCAAGGUGAAGAUCCAGAUUCUAAGCAACUGGGGCCACCCACGUUUCACGUGCUUGUAUCGAGUCCGUGCCCAUGGUUUACGAAUCUCUGGGGGCCCUCAUUAAACAAGCUGAUGGUUGGAGUAGUAUAGUACUGAGCUCUGUGCUGAAGGAAGCUGGAUCAGUGCUGGGAAAGCUGCGUUGGGGAGAGCUCUGGCUGCCCAUGGCGUGUAAGUGUGGUAGGGUCUACCACUCAGUGCACCUUCCUUUCUUGGAGAAAUUCAGAUCAACACUGUAGUAGCAGUUGAUGAUAAUGGAAUAGUUAAUAUGUACAAGAGACAGUGCUGUGGAUAUUCUGCAAUAGACAUUACCUAACUUAAUCCUCACAACCAGAGAAGGAAGUACUUAGUUCAGAAAACUUGCUCAAGGUCACACAGUUAAUGAAAGGCAGUGCCAGAUGGGAUGCAGAGCUGCCUUCCUCCGAUGGUCAUUAUCUUCAACUGCAGAGCUGCCAGGUAACUGAAGCCACAGUAGCGCUUCUCAGUUCCCACCCCUAAUUUUUUGCAAAGUCUCCAACUUUUGAUAGGUGUGAGUAGAGGAGAAAUGAGAACCUCUAAAAGCUUCCAAGUCACAUGAGUUGAUGGGAGCCUUUACUUGGGGUUUCUUUACUAAGAUCUGAGUCCAACUCUGCUAAACACAGUGUAGUUUAUCUGGUAUUCAUCAUCCCCUGCUUUCAAGGAUCCAGACAAGGGAAAGAUGCUGCUUCAAGAAACAAGAGAAUUCAUUUCAUGAUCCAAGAACCUUCACUCUAAAAUCAAAAGUGGAACCGAAAGAAGAAAGAUAGUGGAGACAGGCAAAAGAUUGCGUUCUGGGAAAGAGUGUUCUGCAAAUUUCCUGAAGAGACAAAAGAAAUGUUUGCUCUGAAUUGGGAAGGUGUCAACAGACCAAAGAAUGACUCAGACAAAUCCAGCGUGGUGAAUAAAUGAGUUUAUUACAGGUUAUUGAGUGGCAGAUGGCUACAGGCAGAUGCUCUACCAAACUGCACCCAAAUGCUUACAAAACUGAUUAUAUAGUGUAUGGCUCUAAGUCAUACACAAAAUGCAGAAGCAAAAACUAGAAUUCCUAGGGAGAAUCAUAAACUAUGAAAGUGCAACAGAUAUGGCUUGGUGGUAGAGUGCCUGCCUAGCAUGUGUAGGGCUUUGGAUCUGGUUGCCCAGAACCACAAUAAACAAACAAACAAACAAAUAAUAGAUAAAUAAGAAAGAUUCUAAAGGAUAGAGCAGGGAAAACAUACAAGAGUUAAAAGAUGGGUCAAAGAGCAGGGGAUUUAGCUCAGUGGCACAAGUGCCUGCCUGGAAAGCACAAGGUCAUGAGCUCAAUCACCAGUACAAAAAAAAAAAAAAAAAAAGUUUCAGCAAACACUUAGAAACUGGAAAUGAUAGAAAUAAGAGAUCCAUUCAAAGUGCAAGACAGACCAAUGGAUUUUAAUGUAACAGAGUAGAAAAAGUUUAUCACUAGACAUUUGCAAAAUGCUAUUUUUCUCACUAAUUUUUUUAAAUUGGUACUGGGGAUCGAACUCACCACCACAUGCUUGCAAGGCAGGUGCUUAUGCCGCUUAGCUAAAUCCCCAGCUAAUUUUUUGUUUUGAGGAGCAUUAAUUUUCUUUUUUUUUUCUUUUUAUUUUAAAGGGGGUAAAAUUAAACGCACCAAAACAGAAUUAAAAUAGGACAUAUGAAAGCAAUGUAAGAUAGGAAAUUUCAAAGCUAGAUGACCUGAGAUCUUCACUAUCAUAUUGUCUCUUGUUUUCUUCCAAAUAGCUGUCCAUGUCUUCGCAUACAGAGAAUUCACGCAAAACAACGUAGUAUAAAACUGAUCUGCACAGAAUGAGGAAGGCAUUUUAGGUCUUCAAAAUAGCUGUCCAUACUUUUCAUAUGUAUUAAAGUUCAGCAAAACAAAACAGGCUAAAAUAACACCAUUAAUUAGAACAAGGCAAAAUGGGGUAAAAGUAUUUGCCUUCAAAGAGAUGGCAGAAGGAUAUCCCCCCUAUUUACUGUAUUGCCUAUGGUCAGCCUCCCAAGGGAUGUCCAGAUCGCUGGCUUCCACUUGCUAAUGGGUGGGGGUGGGGAGAAGAUGUGAUGUUUGAUUCUCAGCCCGCGUGAGCACCUGCAGGCUCAACAGCCCAUCACCAGGGAGGGGAGGAGUUGCUUGGUUUGUCCACAUUCCAGGUCCCAGCAUGGCGCGGGUCCCAGUAAACGCUGGUGGCUCCUGUCCUGGGUCACUGCAGCUUGCCAUGCUCACAGCUGCUCAUGGAGUGGGGUGGGAGUGUUUGCUUGGUUUUCUGGUACUCCCGGUCCCAGCAUGGCAUGGGUCCCAGUUGCUUCAAGCUUCAAGCUGUUUAUUUCUAAUGAAUUGACCAUUUUACUACCCAAGUUCUGAAGUGGCCAACAGACCAUAGAAAGACAUCUCUUUAGGCUCCUGCUUGAAACCAACAGCAUCAGGAAGCUGCCGGCCUUGAUUCAGGGCCAGGAAGCAUUUUCAUGAAAAUAUUUCAUCUAUGUUACAUGUAGUAGAUUUACAUUUGUUAUUUUAACUGAAUUUGUAAUUUUUUAUUUCUCAAGUUUCAAAUUUCCUUUUUAUUUCAUAUGAUAAAUAUUAGUAGAUGCAGUCUACAUAAGCAUUUAUUUACAGAAGAAAAGGAAAACAGAAAAGGUAGAAAUAAUACAGAAUUUCAGAGAAAAACAGUAAGAAAUCACAGUUGAUAAAUUAUAUAUUGUUACCUUAGAAGUAGUUGCUCAAGUCACAAAAUCAAAGCAUAAAAAGUGGACAAUCAAAUAAUGGCAUUACAAACCAUUCUGUUUGAUGAACUAACAAAAACUUAGGAGUAUGUCUGUCUGUCUUGCACACUUAAACAGUUAUAUCCUUUAGAGCACUUUCUUUUUUAUAUAAUGGAUCUCGAUAUCUAUUAUACAUUUGGAAUCUUAUUCCUCUUUCAGUUUUUUAAAAAAAUUUUUAUACUAGAGACAAUACAAUAUUUACAAAUUUGAGUCUGAUUUAUUUCACUUAUGAGGAUAGUCCCAAGUUGCCUCCAUUUACCUAUAAAAGCCUCAUCAUCAUCCUUUUUUAUAGCUGAGUAACAUACCAUUGUAGAUAAAUCUUUUUUAUCCAUUCUGUGGUUGAUGGGCAUUUUGGUUGCUUCCAAGAUUUAGCUAUUACAAAUUGUGCUGCUGUUAACAUGGGUGCACAUAUAACUGAGACACGACCUUUUCAGUUUUUCUGGGAAAAUACCCAGGAGAGGAAUAGCUGGGUUGAAUGGAACGUCCAAUCUUUUUUUUUUUUUUUUUUUUUUUUUUUUCUUUUUCCUUUUUAUUGGUACCGGGGAUGGAACUCACAACUGCCUGCUUGCAAGGCAGGCGCUUUUGCCGCUGAGCUAAAUCCCCAGCCCCCGAUCUUUGUUUUUUGAAGAAUCUCCACACUGAUUUCCAUAGUGGUUGCACCACUCUAUACUUCCACCAACAGUGGAGAAGUGUUCCUUUUUCUCCACAGGCUCACCAACAUUUGUUAUUGGUGGCAACAUUUGUUGAUGGCAGCCAUUCUUUCCAGAGUGAGAUGAAAUCUCAAUGCUAUUUUAAUUUGCAUUGCUUGAAUGACCAGUGAUGGUGAACAUUUCUUCAUGUAUUUAUCUGUUAUUUGUAUAUCUUGAUCUGAGAACUGUGUGUUCAUCUCAGAUCCCCGUUUUUGGAGAGAGUCUUUGAAUUUGAGAGGCUUCAUGUUUUUCAAUUCUUUGUAUGUUCUGGAUAUAAGUCCUUUGUCUGAGGAAUGCUGGCUAAAAUUCUUUCCCAUUCUGUAGGUUUUCAUUUCACUCUGUUGGUGAUUUCUUUUGAAGUGCAAAAGCUUUUUAAUGAGAUCCCAGUUGUUGAUUUUUUGAAGUACUUCCCGUGCAAUUUAUGUUUUGUUCUUGAAUUCUUACCCUUAUGUCUCUAAGAUUUCUAUCUACCUUCUCUUCCAGUAGAUUUAGUGUUUCUGUUUUAAUAUUUAGGCCUUUGAUCCAUUUUGACUUAAUUUAGUACAUGGUGAUAGACAUAGGUCUAGUUUCAAUCUUUGGCAUAUGGAAAGCUGAUUUUUCCAACACCAUUUAUUAAAGAGGCUAUCCUUUUUCCAGUGAACAUGUUUAGUCCCUUUGUCAAAUAUAAGGUGGCUGAGUGUCUUUGUAGUUGUGUUUGCAUCUUCUAAUCUGUUCCACUGAUGCUCAGAUCUAUUUCUUUGCCAGUACCAUGCUGAUUUUAUCACUGUAGCUUUGUAGUAUAAUUUCAAGUCAGGAAUUGAGAUGCCUCCUGCCUUGCCUUUGUUGCCCAGAAUUGCCUUUGCUAUUCUAGGUUUCUUCUGUUUCCAAAUGAAUUUUAGGAAUGUUUUCUCUAGAUCUGAAAGAUAGGUUAAUGGUAUUUGGGUUGGGAUUGCAUUAAGUCUGUAUAAUAGUUUUGGGAGUAUAAUCAUUUUCACAGUGUUGGUUCUUCUUCACCAAGAGCAAGGAAUAUCCAUUUUCUAAUAUUCUCUUCCAUAUCCUUUUUUUCUUUUUUUUCCAUUUUCCUUUUUAUCGGUACUGGGGAUCAAACUCACGACUGCCCACUUGCAAGGCAGGCCCUUAUGCCACUGAGCUAAAUCCCCAGCCCCAAGAGUAGUAUAAUUUUUAACAUACAGAUCUUUUCCAUUCUUGGUUAGGUUGAUUCCUAAGUAUUUCAGUUUUUUAGAUGCUAUUGUGAAAGGCAAUAUUUUUAUAAUUUCUCAGUGAGUUUUUUGUUUGUGUACAGGAAUGCUAUUGAUUUUUGAGUGUUGGCUUUAUAUCCAGCUACACAGCUGUUUCUUUCUUUCUUUCUUUCUUUUUUUUUUUUUUUUUGGUCUUUUUCCUUUUUAUUGGUACCGGGGAUCGAACUCACGACCGCCUGCUUACACAUUAGGCACUUAUGCCGCUGAGCUAAAUCCCCAGCCCCUGAAUUUGUUUUUUAAAUCUAGUAGUCUUUUAAUGGAAUUUUUUGGGUCUUCUAUGUAGAGUAUCAUGUCAUCUGCAAAUAGUGAUAAUCUAACUUCUUCAUUUCCUAUCUUUAUUCCUCUUAUUUCUCUCUCUUGUCUGAUUGCUCUGGCUAAUAUUUUCAGAACUAUAUUGAAUAGGAGUGGUGAUCCUUGUCUUGUUCCUGAUUUUACAGUGAAAGCUUUCAGUUUUUGUUCAUUUAGUUGGCUGUUGGUUUGUUAUAUAUGACCUUUAUCAGACUGAGGUAGUUACUAUCUAUUCUGAGUUUCUGUAAGUUUUUUUUUUUUAAAUCAUGAACAAGUGUUGGACUUUAUCAAAAACUUUUUCUGUGUCUAUCAAGAUGAUUGUGUGAUUUUUGUUUUUGACUCUGUUGAUAUGGUCUAUUACAUUUUUUGAUUUGCAUAUGUUAAACCAUCCCUGCAUUCCUGGGAUAAAUCCCACUUGAUCGGGAGGUAUAAUGUUCUUGGUGAUUUGCUGCAUUCUAUUUGCCAGUGUUGAGAAUUUUUGCAUCAGUGUUCAUUAUUGAGAUUGGUCUAUAGUUCUCCUUUUUGUCUGGGUCUUUCUCUGGUUUUGGUGUCAGAGUAAUACUUGCCUCCAGGAAUGAGUUGGGGAGGAUUACUUCUCUUUCAGUUUCAUUGAAGAAUUUGAGGAGUAUUGGCAUUAAAUCUUCUCUAAAUUUCUUGUAGAAUUUAGCCGUGACUUGGGCUUUUGUUUGUUGGUAAGUUUUUAACCAUGUUUUCAAUUUCAAUAGCGUAUUUUAGGGUAUUAAAAAUUAUAUCUUUUAAAAAAAAUUUUAUUUAAGGAGAAAAAAGAAAAAACCCCCCAAAGGGUACAAGUUAUACAGAAUUUCAGAAAAAAUAAACAGUGAGCUUUGUUCAUAUGCUUCCAGAAAUCUGUCCAUUUCCUCUGUAUUUUCCACCCUAUGUGAGUAAAGAUUUUUAAAGUAGGUAUUCAUGAUCUUUUGAAUUUCCAUGGGAUCUGUAGUAAUUUCUUCAUUCCUUACUGCAUGGAUUUGAGUUUUUUCCUCCUCUUUUUGAUAAGGUUGGCUAGAAGCUUAUCAAUUUUAUUCUUUCAAAAAACCAGCUCUUUGACUCAUUAAUUCUUUGUAUUUUUUUUUAGUCUCAAUUGCAUUAAUUUCUGUUCUGAUCUUUAUAAUUUCCUGUCUUCUAUAAGCUUUGGGUUUUACUUGCUCUUCUUUUUCUAGAAGCUUGAGAUGUAGCAUUAGGUUGUUUAAUUGUGCUCAUUCUGUUUUCUUGAUAUGACAAUUUAUUGCUAUGACAAUAUUUCCCUCUUAGGACCACGUUCAUUGCACCCCACAGGUUUCGGUAUGUUGUAUCUGCAUUUUCAUUGAAUUGUAGGCAUUGCUUAAUUUCUUCUUUUAAUUUCACCUGUAACCCAUUGAUUGUUCAGGAAGUUGUUGUUUAAUUUCCAUGUAUUUAUGCAGGUUUUGCAAUUUCUUUUGCCAUUAAUUUCCACUUUUUUUUCUAAUCAGUACCAGGGAUCAAACUCACGACUGCCUCCUUGCAAGGCAGGCGCUUAUGCCGCUGAGCUAAAAUCUGCAGCCCCUGCCAUUAAUUUCCAAUUUGAGUGCACUAUGGUCUGAUAAUAUAUAUGGGAUAAUUUCAUUCCUUUACAUUUACUUCAGAAUGUUUUAUGGGUUAAUAUAGGGUCUAUUUUGGAGAAUGUCCCAUGUGCAACUGAGAAGAAUAUGUAUUCUGAUGUGGUUGAGUGGAACACUUUGUAAAAAUCUACUAAGUCCAUUUGCUCACAGGUUUGAUUUAGUUCUGUUAUUUUUUUGCUGACUUUUUGCCUAGUUGAUCUAUAUCUUUGUGACAAUGGGAUAUUAAGGUACUCUAUUACAAUUGUGUUCUUGUGUAUUUGGUUUUUCAUGUCCAUUAGUAUUUGUCUUAUAUAUUUGGGGUGCUCCUGUAUUUGGUGCAUAUGUAUUUAUAAUUGUUAUUUCUUCCUCUUGGAUUUUUCCACUAUUAAGUGUGUAGUGACCUUUUUGAUCUCUUUUGAUCAUUUUUGGUUUGAAGUUCACAUUAUCUGCAAAUAGAAUAGCUUUUUUAUGGGUUCCUGUCACAUGGAAUAUUGUUUUCCAUCCUUUGACUUUUAGUCUAUGAGUUUUCUUUUGAGUCAGAUGUAUUUCUUGUAUACAGCAUAUUGUGGGAUCCUGUUUCUUGAUCCAUUCUCUCAAUCUAUCUCUCUUGAUGGAUUAAGUGAAUUAAGACCAUUUACAUUGGUGGAUAUAACUGAUAUGCACUGGCUCAACUUUGUCACGUUGUAUUCCUGCUAUUGGUUUUCUGCUUUUCUGCCUUGUUUAAUUGCUUGUUCUGUCUGGUGGUGGUUUCUUUCUGUUGUUGUUCUGGACAUUGUAGUCAUUUUUAUCUCUAUCUAAUAUGUCUUUCAGUACUCUUUUUAGGGUUGGUUUGGUGGACAUGAAUUUCUUCAGUUCUUUGUCAUAAAAGUAUGUUUUAAAAAUUUUUUUUGUAUUUUAAAGAGAUUAAGACAAAAGACAUAACAAAGCAGAUCAGAACAGAACAACUUAAGCAACACAAUAUUUCACCACAAGACAACCUGAUAUAACAGUAGCUACCAUAAUGUCUCUGUCUUUGAAAUAGUUGAGCAUACCUUCAUAUACAAUAGUAUCAAACAUUCAAGAGAAUGUUUAAAACCAUUCAAGAGAAUGAAAGAAUUACAGGACAUUCAGAACCAAAUAACAGAAAAUGAACAAUGGCUACUAUAUUAUCUCACUGUCCAUAAAAAUUUUGUUUAUACUAUCACAUAUAAUAAAAUCCAAUAAGACACAACAUGACAGAACCAAUGGAAACAGAAGAACAAAAGCAUGGUAGGACUUCAAAGCAAGGUAUUAAAUCAGCAUUGGCUAUUAUGUCUUGUUUUCUUUAAAAUAGGUGUUCAUACCAUCACAGAUAACAAAAUCAAACAUCAGGAUAAAACCAUUCCAACUAAUGAAUGAAAACAUUAUAGGCUUCAAAGCAAUGUAAUGGGAAUCAUGAUUACCAUAAAUUCUUAUGUACUCUUACCAUUUCUUACACAAGGGAGACUACAUUAUUUAUACAUGUGAGUUUGAUUUAUUUCGCUUAUGAGUAUGGUCUCAAGUUGCAUCUAUUUAUUUAUAAAUAUCUCAAUGUGACCAUUCUUUAUAGCUGAAUAGUACUCCAUUGUAUAAAAAUACAACUUUUUUAAAAUCCGUUCCUCAGUUGAUGGAUAUUUGGGUUGUUUCCAAGAUCUAUUACAAAUUGUGCUGCUAUAAACAUGGGUACACAUAUAUCACUGUGGUAUGAUGUUUUCAAUUCUUCUGGGAAUAUGCCUAGAAGUGGAAUAGCUGGGUCAAAUGGGACUUCCAAUCCCAGGUUUUUGAGGAAUCUCCAGACUGAUCUCCACAGUGGUGGCACCAGUCUACAUUCCCACCAACAGUGCAGGAGAGUUCCUUUUCCCCCACAGCCUCUCCAGCAUUUGUUGUUGGUAGUUUUAUUGAUCCUGAUCAUUCUUUCUGGGGUGAGAUGGAAUCUCAGUGUUGUUUUAAUGUGCAUUUCUUUUCUUUUUUUUUUUGUCUUUUUUCUUUUAUAUCGGUACCGGGAUUGAACUCAUGACUGCCUGCUUGCAAGGCAGGCGCUUAUGCCGCUGAGCUAAAUCCCCAGCCCCUAAUUUGCAUUUCUCUAAUGAGUAAUGAUGAUGAACAUUUUUUCAUCAAUUUAUUUGUCAUUUGUAUUUAUUCAUCUGAGAACUGUGUAUUCAUCUCAGAUGCCCAUUUUUGGAUUGGGUUUUUGAAUUUUGGGGGUCUGAUUUUUAAAAAUUCUUUAUAUGUUUUAGACAGAAGUCCUUUGGGGGACAGUUCACUAAGAUUUUUUUCCCAGUUUGUGAGUUUUCUUUUCAGCAUCCUGGAGAUUUCUUUUGACAUGCAGAAACGUUUUAAUAAGAUGUGAUCCCAGUUAUUGAUUCUGGGAAGUAUUUCCUAUGUGGUUUGAUUCCUGUUCAUGAAUUUUCUACCUACUCCUAUGUCUUCAAGAUUUUUACCUAAUUUGUCUUCCAACAGAUUUAGUGUUUCUGUUUUAAUAUUCAGAUCUUUGAUCCAUUUAGAUUUUAGUUUAGUUGUCAUGAAAGUAUCUUAUUUCUCCAUUAAAUUUCAAAGAAAGUUUUGCAGGGUACAUCAGUCUUGGUUGAAAGUUGUUUUCCUGACUUCUGGGAGAACAUGGUGGACAAAUAACAGCAGCCACGGAGGCUCUCUGAGAUUGCCAGCUUAGAAUCCAGGAGCCGUGCCGUGUGAGGAGUCCUAUGCGAGGAGAGAUGUACCCUGCUGACCCAGGAACGAACUAAGCUGAGAGAAACCAACUGGAAAUGCAAUCCUGAUGCUAUAACAGGAACAGAUAAAAUCUCAGUGUGGAAGCUGGAUCCUGCACCAUUGGAAGCUGCGUUUGAAUUUCCUGCUGCUGAUACUACGUCCCAAUCUGUAUGGCAGGGAGAGAGAGGCACGAAAGCUCUGAGAGCUAGAAUUGGCGAACUAAACGGUGUUAAGAGUGGGACUGACAGGGAGCCCUGCAUCGACCUGCAGUGAGUGAGAGAAAUGGGGACCCUUUCAUAGACUAGGAGGCUCCAACAGAGGACAUUCUGGGAAUGAGCAGACAAGCUGGAACAGUGCCCGGCAGUGACGUUAGUCGCAUAUUCCCCUCUCAAGUGGGAGUGGUGGGGAGCACUUGGCCUGGUGACACCGCAGACUAAGAUCCAGUAGGCUAGCCCAAAUCAGAUCCCUGCGCCUGGCGGUGCACCCUAGCAGUGAAGCAUUCAAUAGGUUGACCUGGAGGGGUGGGCCCAGCAGAGGCUGCCCAGGUCUGUGUCUCCCUUGUACACUGCAGUGGGCAGGAACACCUAUAGCCAGCAGAUUCAAACAAACUGUAACAGACAAAGAGAAAAAAAAAAAAAAAAAAAAACUGGGCCUCCUACAUACGCUUGUAUGGAAGGAACAAAAAGUAUGGGAAAAGGGGCUGGGGAUUUAGCUCAGCGGCAUAAGCGCCUGCCUUGCAAGCAGGCAGUCGCGAGUUCGAUCCCCGGUACCGAUAAAAAAAAAGGAAAAGACAAAAAAAAAAAAAAAAAAAAAAAAAGUAUGGGAAAAGGGAGCAACAAGAAAGUGUCCUCAGUCCCCAAUCCUGAGAACACUGAUCCAGGAAAGGUAAAUGCAAAAGAGAAUGAAGACAGAAAACAUGCAAUAUCAGACACGGCACCUAUAGACAUAAAGCAGUAUCUCCGGAGCCUCAUAGACGAGUUCAAAAAUGAAGUAUUUAAUGAAAUAAAGCAAGAAAUAAGCAGAAUAGUUAGAGAAAUGCUAAGCACUGCCCAAGAAAAAACAAAUGGUGGAAUGGAAGAACAGAAAAAAAGGGGACCCCGGUAUCAAUGAAAAAGACAAAAAAAAAAAAAAAAAAAAAAAAAAAGAGAAAAUAGAGAAAGCAUAGAAUAUGUGAAGCAGGUUCAAAGAGAUUACCAGGAAACUAAAAACUCUAUUGAAAGCUGGCAUAACAGCUUGAAAGAAACUAAGGAUAGAUUAUCAGAACUAGAGGACAGAUUUGUAAGGUGGGAGCGUGAAAUGAAAAACUUCUUAAAAAUAACAAGAAAACAAACAGCAAUAAUACAAAGACUAGAAGAUAAGAGGAUCUAUAACUUAAGAAUUAAGAAUUAAGAAUAAAAGAAGAAGGGACUCAAACAAAUGAACUACAAAAGCUAUUCACAGAAAUCAUCCAGGAGAAUUUCCCUAAUUUAGCAAAAGGUAAAGAUACUCAGAUGUAUGAGGCAUACAGGACCCCAGCCACCUACAACCCAAACAGAGCAACACCCAGGCAUAUAAUAAUCAAAAUUCCAGAAAUCCAAUAUAAGAACAGAAUAUUAAAAGCCGUCAAAGACAAGAAACAGAUCACUUACAAGGGAACACCCAUCAGAAUUAUAGCAGACUCCUCGGCACAAACCAGCAAAUCACGAAGAGCAUGGGGGGAAAUAAUUCAAGCUUUGAAAGAUAAUAAUCUCCAGCCAAGGUUGAUAUAUCCUGCACAACUGUCCCUAGAAAAUGAUGGAAAAACAAGGUGCUUCCAGGAUAAAGAGGAACUAGGGGAAUUUGCAACCACCAGUUAAACUCUACAGAGAUUACUGCAGGAUAUUCUAAAAAUGAAAAAUACCAAGAUUCCAGAAACAGUGGCAGAGCAGCCACAAUGAAUGGAGCAGAAAGCAAAAUGAAGAGGACAAACUGACAACUAAAGACAGAAAAAGAGCUCAACAGAAAUGAGGCAGAGAAGGUUGGAUGGUAGGAACAGCCAUUUUGGAGAAAACAAGACAUCAUAAUAGGUAGUGCUGGUUUAAUAUCCUCUUGUUUUGAAGUCCCAUCAAGCUUUUAUUCUUCUGUGUCCAUCAGUUUUAACGUGUUGUAUCUUAAUCGGAUUUUAUAUGUGAUAAUAUAAACAAAAACUUUUAUAGACAAGGAGAUUAUACAGAAACCAUUGUUCAUUUUCUGUUAGUUGAUUCUAAUUACCCUGUAAUAUUGUCAUUCUCUUGAAUGGUUUUACAUUGUCUUGAUAUGUUUGAUGCUACAGUAUACGAAGUUAUACCCAAAGAUUUUAAGGGAAGCGACACUAGGAUAACUACUAUUAUGUCGAGAUUAUCUUGUGGUGAAACACUAUUUUGCUUAAAUGGCUAUGUUUGACCUGCACUGUUUUGUUGUUAUGCCCUCUUUUUUAUUUCAAUCUCUUUUUUGUUAUCUACUUUUUCAUUUUUAUCCUUUUAAUUAAGGGGAAAAUAAAUAAAAAAUAGCAGGAUAUAUUAUAGUAACCCACUUUGAUUUCCUAUUAACUUGAUUUGAAACUCUGUAUUGCUCUCACCAUCUUGUUUUGACUGAUUUUCCUCUAUUCUGUUAUGCUUGAUAGUACCAUUGAAAGUAUAGGCAACAACUAUGAAGACAAUAAGAUUCAUUGUGACACCUAUUCUGGUUGACUAUUAUCUUCUUUUGAAGUCCUCUAAUGUCUCCAAUGUUUUGGUUUUAUUGGUCUUAUUCUUUACUGUUUUGUUCAAUUUUAUUAUAACUGAUGAUACAGGCAAUUCUUUUUAAGAUAACAAGAGGCAUUAUGGUAACCAUUGUUGAUCACCUUGUAUUUUGUUUUUACAUUAUGUAUUAUGUCCAUCCUUUUGAUUUGACUGACUCUGUCCUGGUAUGUCACAUUUGGAUUUACUUUCUUCAAAAAAAAAAAAGUAGUAAGAACUGUGGGAGUAAGAAAACCCAAAAUGUGUAAUUGUCAUUGUACAAAAGAAAGGAAAAGAAAGUUCUCUAAAAGAUAUAACUGUAUAUAUAUUUAAGUGUAUAAGAUAGAUAACCAUAUUACUGAGUUUUGUUGGAUCAUUGAACAAAACUGUUUGCAGUCUCACUGUUUGAAAGUCCCCUCUAUAUGCUUUAAUUUUGUAACUUCAACAACUAUUUCUAAGAUGACAAUAUGUAAUUAGUGAUUUCCUACUGUUUAUUUUUUCUGAUAUUCUGUAUAACUUGUACCCUUUUUCUGUUUUUUUUUCUUUUUUCUCCUUAAAUAAAAUUAAAAAUAAAAAGUUGUUUUCCUUCAGGGCUUGAAACACCCCA
Molecule: messenger RNA, 14007 nt
Organism: Cavia porcellus (domestic guinea pig)
Lineage: Eukaryota; Metazoa; Chordata; Mammalia; Rodentia; Caviidae
Product: sperm-associated antigen 4 protein-like
Exons: 12
Coding region: 188-1486 (432 amino acids)
Cellular component (GO): meiotic nuclear membrane microtubule tethering complex; nuclear envelope
Molecular function (GO): protein-membrane adaptor activity
Source: RefSeq, a predicted model, not a curated record